AAGCGGACGUAUUGAGCGGUUGACGAAGUGACGUGAAACGUAAAAUCAAACGCGAGUUUACAUUUACGAAUUGUGAUCAAGAAACAACGAAGACAAACAAAUGACAAGUGUUAAAUAACGUUAAUUGUUUGCCAAAUGAAAGUGCAUAGAAAUAACAAAAAAAAAAACAGUGUUGCAAAAUGAGUGCCCAAAUUAAAAUUUGAAAUCUUAGAGGCAGUUUCCAGUUGGAACAAAGGGGAAAAACCAAGUGAAAGGAACAAAUACUAAAAUAAGUAAUAAUUAUUAUUAUUAAUUACUGAUUAAUAAUAAUGGAGGACGAAUUACGUUGUCCCACCUGCAAGCAGUUGUACGCGAAUCCUGUGCUGCUGCCUUGCUUCCAUGCGCUGUGCCUGGGCUGUGCCCUCGACAUACAGACGCCAUACACACCAGGGGCUGCUGCCUUGAAUGGAGCCACAAAUGCCACCAAUGGUACGGCUAACGGUGGUGCCAAUGGCGGAGUCGCCUCCGCCCCUGUGAAUGGUGGCCAGGCGGUGGAGGCAGCUGCUAGAGGAUCCGGAUCUGGACCUGGUCCUGGUCAUCCGAGCACACGUCACAGCUCGCACAGCUCGGCGGCAAGCACGGCCAGCUCGGCAACGGGCAGCGAGAGCGUCACCUCCGAUCAGGAUCAGUCCGACAAGGUCAGCAUCUUCAGUGAGGCGGAUUCGGGCGUUGUUUGCUGCUCGAAUACAUCGCGACCCGUUUCCUAUGCCGGCACCGGACAGUUGCCUGGCAUGCAUGCUGUGGGCGCCGUGGUGGCGCCACCUGGCGCCGCUUAUUGUCUCACGUGUCCGCUGUGCCGCAAGCUGGUCUUCUUUGACGAUGGCGGCGUACGCAAUUUGCCCACCUAUCGCGCCAUGGAGGCCAUCGUGGAUCGGUUCUGUGCCCGCGAAGCACUCCGCUGCCAGAUGUGCGAAACGGAUCCCAAAGUCGCGUCGCUGAUCUGUGAACAGUGUGAGAUUCGCUAUUGCGAUCAGUGCCGUGAGCUUUGUCAUCCGGCACGCGGACCCCUGGCCAAGCACACCCUGGUGAAGCCACGUGGCGCCGCCCAUCUGCGCGAAUCGGUGUGCGGGGAGCACGAGGAGACCCUCUCCCAGUACUGCCUCAACUGCAAGAUGCCCGCCUGCGGCCAGUGCAUCGUGGAACAACGACACCAGCAGCACGACGUCCAGUCCAUCAAUGUCACUUGCAAGGCACAAAAGACGGAACUCUCACACAAUCUGCAACAAUUGUCGGAGAAGGCACGUUCCACAACCGAGUUCAUACAGCGGCUCAAAGGCAUGAGCGACAAAGUAACGGAAUCCUGCAUUGAAUUCGAGCGCGUGGUGCACGCUCAAUGCGACGCAUUGAUCCAGGCCAUCCACGAGAGACGCGAGUAUCUGUUGGAGGCCAUACGCAAUGACAAGGAUACCAAAAUCAGAAUACUUAAGGAUCAGCAAUCGAAUUGCACUGGAAAGUUGCAACAGACAACGGGACUCAUUCAGUUCUGCAUUGAGGCAUUGAAAGAGACUGACAGCGCCGCUUUUCUACAGGUCGGCUCUAUGCUUAUAAAUCGCGUGGCCAAUACGGAUAUGACCUGGCACCAGGAGGUCACCAAUGCUGCCCCACGUGUCUCGCCCAUUGUCGACUUGACCCUAGACGAUGCUGCCAUCACACGCGCCAUUGACAAUCUGAACUUUAUUCAAAUGAAAGCAGUCAAAGAUGAGGAUGAAAGAUGUCCGGCAGCCCCCUCGACGCCCAGCAUUUUACCAAGCGAUUGUUCAGCGGAGAAUAAUUCAGUGACCGUUGCGUGGAAGCCACCGAAUAAUCAUUGCUUUGUCGAAGGAUAUGUCCUCGAGCUGGACGAUGGCAGCGGCGGUGAAUUUCGAGAAGUUUACUGCGGCAAGGAAACAAUUUGCACCGUUGACGGUCUGCACUUCAAUUCCAUGUACAAUGCCCGCGUGAAAGCCUUCAACAGCGCCGGCGAGGGUGAAUACUCUGAGCUGAUUGGACUGCAAACAGCGGAAGUGGCCUGGUUCACGUUUGAUCCCGUAUUGAGCGGCGGAGCCGGCUCUGGACUAAUCUUUAGCAAAAAUAAUGCCACAGUCUCUGUUGAGGGCUGGGAGCAUCGAGUGGCCCUCGGCUCUGUGGGAUUCUCGCGCGGCGUCCACUACUGGGAAUUCACCAUUGACAACUAUACGGCGGACACGGAUCCGGCAUUUGGUGUGGCCCGCAUCGAUGUGGCCAGGAACAAAAUGUUGGGCAAAGAUGAGAAAUCAUUUGCAAUGUAUAUUGAUCGACAGCGGUCGUGGUUCCAGCACAACUCUGUGCACGAGCGUCGUGUGGAGGGCGGCAUCACCACGGGCAGCACAGUUGGUGUGCUGUUGGAUUUGGAACGGCAUACGCUCAGUUUUCUGGUGAACGAGAUGCCACAGGGUUCGGUGGCCUUUCGAGAUCUCUACGGCGUUUUCUAUCCGGCGGUGAGCAUCAAUCGGGGCGUUACAUUAACCAUGCACACGGCAAUGGAUGCACCCAAAAUGGAUUACUUUUAGAGUGUUGAGGGGUGGGGGAGUAGCUAAUUGUGUACAUAUAGCUUGACAUUUAUCAGUUAUCGGUGUCUAUAUACAUAUAUACCUAUUUGCACUAUAUGGCUUAUAGCAUAAUCUAUGACAACAUAAACACUUACCUACUUAAAUAAUUAUGCUUCUAAAUGUAGUUUCGGGCAAAGUUUAGCGACAUAUCUACAGUCUACUCGUAUCUAUCUAUCAAAAAUCUACACAUCGUUUUCAAAACGCUGCACAAAAAAAUGAAAAAAAUUAUACAUAAAAAAGAAAUUAAAUUAUUUA
Messenger RNA from Drosophila grimshawi, 2861 nucleotides. RefSeq names its product E3 ubiquitin-protein ligase TRIM9 (gene Trim9). The transcript has 10 exons. Lineage: Eukaryota; Metazoa; Arthropoda; Insecta; Diptera; Drosophilidae. Gene Ontology annotation, molecular function: protein binding; zinc ion binding. The record is from RefSeq and is a predicted model, not a curated record. The coding region runs from base 309 to 2567 and encodes 752 amino acids.